Molecule: messenger RNA, 445 nt
Organism: Sorex fumeus (smoky shrew)
Lineage: Eukaryota; Metazoa; Chordata; Mammalia; Eulipotyphla; Soricidae
Product: 60S ribosomal protein L7-like
Exons: 2
Coding region: 1-399 (132 amino acids)
Biological process (GO): maturation of LSU-rRNA from tricistronic rRNA transcript (SSU-rRNA, 5.8S rRNA, LSU-rRNA)
Cellular component (GO): cytosolic large ribosomal subunit
Molecular function (GO): RNA binding; structural constituent of ribosome
Source: RefSeq, a predicted model, not a curated record
AUGCUGGAAACCUGCUGCGUGACAUCACCUCCUUCGCUCACCUUCAGUCAUCUCAUCUGCAGUGCCUAUAUUGCAUGGGGUUACCCAAACCUGAAGUCAGUAAAUGAAUUGAUCUACAAGCGUGGUUAUGGCAAAAUCCACAAGAAGCGAAUUGCCCUAACGGAUAAUGCACUGAUGGUGCAAACUCUGGGUAAAUAUGGCAUCGUCUGCAUGGAGGAUCUGAUUCAUGAAAUCGAUACUGUUGGAAAGCGCUUCAAAGAGGCAAACAACUUCCUCUGGCCCUUCAAAUUAUCUUCUCCCCGGGGUGGGAUGAAGAAAAAGACCACCCAUUUUGUAGAAUAUGGAGAUGCUGGCAACAGAGAAGACCAGAUCAACCGACUGAUUAGACGGGUGAACUAAGGUAUCUACCAUAUUUUUAUAAUCGGGUCAGUUAAUAAACGAUUGC